Messenger RNA from Ostrea edulis (European flat oyster), 3240 nucleotides. Its product is annotated as alanine aminotransferase 2-like. The record is from RefSeq and is a predicted model, not a curated record. Gene Ontology annotation, molecular function: pyridoxal phosphate binding; L-alanine:2-oxoglutarate transaminase activity. Lineage: Eukaryota; Metazoa; Mollusca; Bivalvia; Ostreida; Ostreidae. The transcript has 3 exons. Gene Ontology annotation, biological process: biosynthetic process. Bases 260 to 1705 code for a protein of 481 amino acids.
AUACGUCCAUAUCCUUAACACGCUUCAACACUGUCUUAAUUUUCCCGUUUUACAAAAAGUUCAUCUGAACCAACUAAUCACUUGCCAAACAAUAUUUCCCGAACUUCCUCCCGUGACAGGGGCUCUCCAACUUUUGGGUUCAGUUGUUUCGCUUUAUAAUUGAUGAGAACACCUGUUUGACCCUGACACGUGAUAUAAUCCAAACACUGAAGGUUAUCCUCGCUCACAAAGUGUGUCGGCAUCACUACAACCACUAAAAAUGGCAGAUAAGGUUCUAACCAUGGAUUCGGUGAAUCCCCAUAUAAGGGAAAUGGAAUACGCUGUUAGGGGCCCUAUAGUUGCUAGAGCCACAGAAUUGGAGAAGGAGCUAACUAAAGGAGCCAACAAGCCGUUCACAUCUGUGAUGAAAGCCAAUAUCGGCGACUGUCAUGCAACUGGCCAAACACCAAUCACCUUCAUCCGCCAGGUAGUGUCACUGUGUGCCUAUCCAGAAAUGAUGGACACCUGCGGAUUUCCAGACGAUGUCAAGCAAAGAGCGCAGAGGUUGCUGGGCGGCUGUAAGGGGGGCAGUAUCGGAUCAUACUCUGCCAGUCCAGGAAUAGAUGUUAUAAGAGAAGACAUUGCUAAGUAUAUAUCUGAUAGAGAUGGAAUUCUGAGCAAUUCAGAGGACAUCAUGUUGUGCACAGGUGCUAGUGAUGGGAUUAAGACAAUCCUGGCCAUGUUGAUGACGGGGAAGUUGGGGAAGGAUCGGGCCGGUAUUUUGAUUCCCGUACCCCAGUACCCACUGUACUCUGCCACGCUUACUGAAUUUAAUGCCUAUCCAAUCCCAUAUUAUAUGGACGAGGAAAAUCACUGGGGACUGGAUGUGAAGGAGUUAAAACGUGCUAUAAAUGAAGCUAAGCCAAACUGUGUUCCUCGAGCCAUCUGUGUAAUUAAUCCAGGAAAUCCCACAGGACAAGUUCUGACCAGACAGAACAUUGAGGAUGUUAUCAAGUUUGCUAAGGCGGAGAAGUUGAUGAUACUCGCUGAUGAAGUCUACCAACACAACAUAUGGGGAGAGGGUUGUAAGUUCUUUUCGUUCAAAAAGGUGCUGUCAGAAAUGGGCUCGGACUACAAGACAUUGGAGCUUGCUUCUUUCAUGUCUGCAUCUAAAGGGUUCAUGGGAGAAUGUGGUUCUCGUGGAGGGUAUGCAGAGGUGGUUAAUCUCCUCCCUGACGUCAAAGCUUGCCUCAUGAAGUCCAUCUCGGCGAAACUCUGUCCACCAAUUGUAGGACAAAUUGUGAUAGAUUGCAUUGUAAAUCCUCCUAAACCAGGAGAUACGUCGUAUGAAAAAUUCAAGCAAGAGAAAGACAAUGUUUUAGCCCUCCUAAAGAAAAAAGCAAAUAUGGUCACCAGCCUGUUUAACUCUAUUGAAGGCAUUAAAUGUAAUGAGGUCCAGGGUGCAAUGUAUGCAUUCCCCAGAAUCUUUCUACCUCCAGCGGCAAUAGAAGAGGCCAAGAAAAGAAAGCAGACCCCAGAUGCCUUCUACUGCUUCCAGUUGCUGGAGACGACGGGGAUAUGUGUUGUACCAGGGAGUGGAUUCGGAGAGAAGGAAGGGACUUUCCACUUCAGGAUAACGAUACUUCCACGAAUAGAGGAAAUGACAGCGGCUCUGGAGCAGUUUAAAGAAUUUCACCUGGCUUUCCUAGCACGCUACAAGAACUAACAGAGCUUUUACUUGGAAUGUUAACCUCCACAUGGUUGAUAGAAUGUGAUUGUUCUGGCAGUUCAAGGAGUAUUGAUUAAAUUAUCAUAUUACCAUGCAUGAAAAUUAUUUAAUUACUGUUGUUCCAAAUGUUGUGCCUACAUUUCUAUUGAAGUUGUGUCCUUUCAAAUGGCGUUUUUAAAAAGUACAGUGAAAUGAAAUUGUUGUGUUUUAUAAAACACUGUGUUUUCACAUCAUCAUUUUUCAUGUUUCGUCUUGACUAUAGUUUGUUGAAUUUUCAUAUAAAAAGUUUAUGAAUAGGAUAGCAAAUAUAAAUGUAGAGAGCCUGAAACUGAGUUUUCUCUUUGAUUUUCCAAAAGUGUUAUUAUAUAAUGUUAGUCCAUUUCACAAUCAAAAUUGAAAAAGUCAAGAUAAUCUUGAAUUUCAUAUUAUUCCCUUUGUAUAUAGUAAUAUCUUAUUUGUAUUUAUUCUGUUAAUAUUAUCCUCAGUUAUAUAUUUGUAUAUAACUUGACAAUAAUUAGUCUUUAUUGUCAGUCCUGUGAAUAUUACACUUUUCAUUUUGCUCCACAAUUUUGAUAGUCGUUACUCCAUGAGUGACACACAGUAUGUCAAACCGAGUGAAAUGAAAGGUCCAAUUUCCUGUUUUAUUUUUCUUUCCUACAUGUAAUUGUGUGUGUGUGUGUGUGUAUAAUAUGUAAACCAACAACACCCUACUUUCUCUUAUGAUCUAAAAAGAUAAAUAUAUAAAAGCACUGGAAAGGGCAUGACACAGUCUCUUGAUGAAGAUGUGAUGCAGCUUUCGUAAAAAAAAUUGUCAUGAGGGUUAAAUAACCAACAGUGUCUUGGUCUUUCCAGUGUUUACAGGGAUUUGAGGUACUGUAGUUGGUGUGUAACCUAUUUAUGAUAUCAAAGGAAUGAUAUAUUCACCCGUCUGUACACUGUUAGUUAUAAUAAUAUGUGUGUCACUUCCUUUGAAUGUUUUAAGUAUGAAUUUUGAUUUAUAAACAGUUCCACAUAAACUGGCAUUAUUCUCAAUCUAAUUGAGUUUUCAGUACAAUAUUUAAAAAAAAAAAAAUGGUACAUGUAGAAUGUUAGUCUGUGGUCAGAGUUUGUUGUACAGUCACACUGCCCCGUGUUAUUGCAAAGGACUUGGACUUUAUACAUACAAAACAGACUAUUAUAAAUUGUUAGUAUAGUUAGAGACUAUUUCCAGGAACAUGGAACACCUUGCCUUAUCUGACGCUUUUUAUAUAGUGAAAAGGUUUAGAUUAAUAAUGUAACAUAAACUGAAAGUUCAUGUAACUAAAUUUUAUUUUGGUGAAAUAUUAUUCCAUGGUUUGUAUUAUUAUGGAAAUGAGUUGGACAAUGUUUAUUGUGCUUAGACUUGAGAAAAUCAGUGCCAUAUUGUUUCACAUAUUUUUUAUUGUUAUGGUCUAAGUCUAGAGAAGCUUAUUGGAUGCUAUAAUUAAUGUUUGUGCUGCUAGUUUUUGAUUAAUUUCAAAGAGACUGUACAUAUAAAGACUAAGAAACAUUUA